This is a messenger RNA of Gregarina niphandrodes, 693 nucleotides long. RefSeq lists its product as hypothetical. Bases 1 to 693 code for a protein of 230 amino acids. Lineage: Eukaryota; Apicomplexa; Conoidasida; Eugregarinorida; Gregarinidae. The transcript has a single exon. The record is from RefSeq and is a predicted model, not a curated record.
AUGAGGGGUUGUCGGUCGUAUGGUUGCAUAGAUGAGGGGAUCAGUGGGUUGUUGUUGUUGCAAAUGAAGCCGAUACAGAAGGUAUUAUGCCCACACACUUUGGAGCUGGCGCCAGACGAGGCGGUAUAUUACUUGGUAAGAACAACAGCUUUGAAGAAGUUGCUGGAAGAGUCAGAUGAUACCGAAGCGUCCGUGUGGUCUGUGCCCAUCUCGGCGGCUAAAUUGAAGGAGGCAACGCGCACGAAAGACCUAAAUGUGGCGGAAGUGGUGGUAGGUACCACCGAGAGCGUCUGGCAGGAUGCCCCCCAACCGUACGCUAGCGAAGGAAGACUCCUCAGCCCAGCCGCAUAUGAGAAGCUCAACUAUUACCGUAGUGUAUACCGUUUCAAAGCAAGCGGGCAACAUCAUUUUCUGACCCGUAAGGGCUUGACCUUCGAGUCGAUACUCCGCAGUAUUCACUACCACGACCAACCCCGAUUAUCAAGGAACACAACAACUAUACCCACCGUCGAACUCUUCCAAUACCCAAUCGAAGAUACAUGCCAGAUCGAAAAUAAUUCCUUUGCUGACUUCAUCAUAAAAGGUCGAGUAACCGACAUCAUCGCACCCGCUGAAGUACUGAUUGCCCUGGAACGCACCACCUCGUGUGCGAUAACGACCACGCCAGCUUCCAGUUGUUCUGAUGAACAGUGA